ACCUAUGUACUGCCUGUUAUGGAUCCGAAUUUGAAGAAGACAUGCGUGAAAUCCACUAAAGAUGUUCGAAUCAUUCCAGCCAGCAAAGAAGUUGAAGAGAUCAUGGCAGCUGGUCAUGAACAUCUAUUAAAAUCCCUAUGGGCAAUAUCGAAUGAUCCGUUCACGCUUAUGAAGAUUUUUGGUAAUAUGACCAAGGCUUCCCUAUUAAUCUGCGAACAUUUGGUAAAUGAUAAGAAAUUUUUGGAUGACAUGGCUAGCGAGAAGUUUGACAUUCUAAUUGCUGAGCCUUUCGUGCUGUGCCCGUUUGCUUUGGCGGAACAUUUGAAAAUUCCAGUAACAAUUGCAACUUUGUCAAUCAUGCAAUCUGAAAUAGUUUCCGAUAUAAUUGGAGAACCAGUAUUGCCGAGCUUUGUGCCCGGCUCAAUAUCUGUUUCAAAAAGCAAUAUGAACUUCUUCGAAAGAUUCAAAAACACCUUGAGUAUCAUAGGUUUCAGCUAUCAUUUUCUCUCUAGUUGGAGCACAGAGACUGGUAUUAUCGAAGAAGCUUUCGGAAAAGAUUUCAGAAGCUAUCGGGAAUAUAUGGCGGACGUUUCCUACGUUUUCACAAACGCUCAUCCGUACCUUUCAUAUCCAAGGCCGUUGAAUAGAAAAACACUUGAGCUUGGAGGAAUUGUUGUUGAUCAAUCACUCCAAGACAAGUCAAACCUUAAAGUUCCUCAUUGUUGA
Auanema sp. JU1783 is the source of this 726-nucleotide messenger RNA. The record is from the annotation of a GenBank genome assembly. Lineage: Eukaryota; Metazoa; Nematoda; Chromadorea; Rhabditida; Rhabditidae.